GUUUGACAGUUCGACUAGAGAUAAGCGAAAAUUGUUUUGACUGACCGUGAGUCAUUCAUAUUACAAAUAAUUAUUUCCAACUCCUUGUUCGUUGUUACUUUAGGCUGUGCCUAGUGCUAAACUCAAAGGUCCACGCACCUUUAUCGUUUUUGUGUUUAAAGUUUUUUAUAAGCCGUCAAACUGGGGAACGAAAUGUCGUCAUCCGCUAUGGAAAAACACCUCUUUAAUUUAAAAUUUGCUGUAAAAGAGUUAGAGAGGAACUCAAAAAAAUGUGAGAAAGAAGAAAAGUUGGAGAAAGAGAAAGCCAAGAAGGCGAUACAGAAAGGCAACUUGGAAGGAGCGCGGAUACAUGCAGAGAAUGCUAUACGGCAGAAGAAUCAAGCUCUCAACUACCUGAGGAUGUCAGCGAGAGUGGAUGCAGUGUCCAGCAGAGUACAAACAGCACUCACAACUAGAAAGGUAACAAAUUCCAUGGCGGGUGUAGUAAAAGCGAUGGACGCGGCAAUGAAAUCAAUGAACCUGGAAAAGAUAUCAACACUUAUGGACAAGUUCGAGAGCCAAUUCGAAGAUCUGGAUGUCCAGUCGUCAUACAUGGAGAACGCGAUGUCACAAACAACGACAACCACAGUACCACAGGGAGAUGUCGACAAUCUAUUGCAGCAAGUUGCUGAUGAAGCAGGAUUGGAACUCAACAUGGAGCUGCCGUCCGGGGUCCCCAGUACAUCAGUGGGCACCGCCACCGUCGUGUCGCAGGAACAAGACGAGCUCACGCAGAGACUCGCGAGAUUACGACAGGCCGAAUAACAUAGCGUUGUACAGAUAUACGUUACGUGUCAUUAUGUUGUAUGCACUAUCCUCAACUGUUGAAGACCUAAAUAACAUAUUCGUUGUAAGGAAAAUGUUUUGCUAACAAGUUGGUGCAGGGUUAAGUACAAAGCAUUAUUGCUAAUACCGCUAAUAUAUUUGAGCCAUACUGUCUUAUUAACCAGUGAGCAGGAAAAUUGAUUACCAGGAGUAAAUAACGAUUAUGUAUUUACUAUUUCGUGAUUUUUUUCACAAGCGCUAUUCGGAAAUUAAAAAUAUUAAGUCUACGAUAAAGAUUACGGUACGAUUUCAGCAAUUAUAGUUUACUCUAUGAUGUUGGCAAGUUUUAUCUUAACUAUAAAGGAGAUUAAGAUGCAAUUGUGAAUGCGAGUCGGCGGAUGUUUUCUCAAAUAUUAAUACUCAAAAAA
Messenger RNA from Trichoplusia ni (cabbage looper), 1232 nucleotides. It is a transcript of the gene Chmp1, whose product is annotated as charged multivesicular body protein 1b. Gene Ontology annotation, biological process: protein transport; late endosome to vacuole transport; endosome transport via multivesicular body sorting pathway. The record is from RefSeq and is a predicted model, not a curated record. Lineage: Eukaryota; Metazoa; Arthropoda; Insecta; Lepidoptera; Noctuidae. Gene Ontology annotation, cellular component: ESCRT III complex; multivesicular body. The transcript is spliced from 4 exons. The coding region runs from base 193 to 804 and encodes 203 amino acids.